Molecule: messenger RNA, 1315 nt
Organism: Cynara cardunculus var. scolymus (artichoke)
Lineage: Eukaryota; Viridiplantae; Streptophyta; Magnoliopsida; Asterales; Asteraceae
Product: probable protein phosphatase 2C 9
Exons: 6
Coding region: 236-1078 (280 amino acids)
Biological process (GO): protein dephosphorylation
Cellular component (GO): nucleus; cytosol
Molecular function (GO): protein serine/threonine phosphatase activity
Source: RefSeq, a predicted model, not a curated record
UUAGAAAAAGAGAAAGUCAAAAUAAGGGGGAUAGUCUCUCAGCUGCCUCAAACCCCUUUGCCAGCCAUUCUUUACACCAAAAACCAAACAAACCCCUCUCUUUAGCGGUUACAAAGUCCACUACAAAACCUAGAUUUUCUAUUUUAUCACCCCCAAUUUUGCUUUUCUUGUCAUGUUUCUGAAGAUUUACGAUCGGUUCUGAAUUUCGAGGUUAGGGAGGCUGAAUUACUGCUACAUGGGUAAUUUAUGCUUCAAUUCUGUUUCCAAGCUUGCAGGUGCACAAUCAUCAAAUGGGUCGGGCAAGGGACGAGGCCACCAAGGGACGGUUAGAUAUGGGUUCACCCUAGUGAAAGGGAAGGCUAAUCACCCGAUGGAAGAUUAUCAUGUUGCCAAAUUCAUUCCUUAUCAAGGACGUGAGCUCGGACUCUUUGCUAUUUACGACGGACAUCUAGGGGAUAGCGUGCCUGCCUAUCUUCAAAGGCAUUUGUUUUCCAAUAUCCUAAAGGAGGAUGAGUUUUGGACGGAUCCAAACCGGUCGAUUUCGAAAGCCUAUGAAAGAACCGAUCAAGCAAUUCUUUCUCACAAUCCCGACCUAGGAAGAGGUGGGUCCACCGCAGUUACGGCGAUUCUUAUCAACGGUCGCAAAUUAUGGGUGGCAAAUGUCGGAGAUUCUCGGGCAGUUCUUUCGAGGAGAGGGCAUGCAAUUCAGAUGAGCGUCGAUCAUGAGCCCAAUACCGAGAGGGGCAGUAUCGAAAAUCGAGGAGGGUUCGUCUCCAACAUGCCAGGAGAUGUAGCAAGAGUGAACGGACAACUAGCAGUAUCGCGUGCUUUUGGAGACAAGAAUCUCAAGAAUCAUUUACGUUCCGAUCCCGACAUAAAACACCGAGAUGUCGACGCGGAUACCGAGAUCCUCAUCCUCGCAAGCGACGGUUUAUGGAAGGUUAUGACGAACCAAGAAGCAGUGGAUUUAGCGAUAAAGAUCCGUGACCCAGAAAAGGCGGCCAAGCAACUCGCCAUUGAAGCACUGAAUCGAGAAAGUAAAGAUGAUAUAUCGUGCAUCGUGGUUCGUUUCAAAUGAUUGAAGAAGAAGAAGAAGACGACGAGUAUGUGCAGUAUAAGAUGUAAAUUAUGGAGGGUUUUUUUUUUAUAAUUUGCAGGAUUUAAAGAUUUACAAAGUCGAUCGCCAUCGAAAGGACGGUUUCUUUUCGUUUUCUGUUUUAACGAUAUCGAAGUGUUUGCGUUAUUUUUUGAUUUCUUGAAGGUUUAGAUUUAUAUACUUUUGGGUUUUGAUGGCAAGAUUUGAAGGAAUUAUACA